This is a messenger RNA of Oppia nitens, 2584 nucleotides long. RefSeq names its product methylenetetrahydrofolate reductase (NADPH)-like. Bases 593 to 2584 code for a protein of 663 amino acids. Gene Ontology annotation, molecular function: methylenetetrahydrofolate reductase [NAD(P)H] activity; FAD binding. Gene Ontology annotation, biological process: tetrahydrofolate interconversion. The record is from RefSeq and is a predicted model, not a curated record. Gene Ontology annotation, cellular component: cytosol. The transcript has 5 exons. NCBI's taxonomy places the organism in Eukaryota, Metazoa, Arthropoda, Arachnida, Sarcoptiformes, Oppiidae.
UUUGCAAACAAACCAAACAUAUGAUUGCAUUUUGAAUGUGUCUUAAAGGAUGUAUCCAACAGAUGGCAUAUCACUAGUCAUAUCGUGGAUGUGUUGAUCCCCAGCACUACCACUACCACCACUAAACUGAUCCCUAAGACAAAAGGCACAAUUAGUGAAAGACACCAUCAGAUGAUCGCCAAUUGAUAACCACAACAACCAUCACCUCAUAAUCAUCAAACACUAUAUACCUCAACCAUCAUCAUCACCACUACCACCAACACCAACACCACUAAACUGAUCCCUAAAAAUAAUAAGACAAAAGGCUAUUAGUGAAAGACACCAUCAGAUGAUCACCAAUUGAUAGCCACCUCCUCAACACCACCACCACCUCAUAAUCAUCAAACACUAUACCUCAACCAUCAUCACCACUACCACAACCAACACCACUAAACUGAUCCCUAAAAAUAAUCAGACAAAAGGCUAUUAGUGAAAGACACCAUCAGAUGAUCGCCAAUAGAUAGCCAACCACCACAACAACCAUCACCACCUCACCAUCAAACACUAUACCUCAACCAUCACCACCACAACUAUACCAGCAAAGACAGAUACAAUGACAGAUCCAUUACCAGCGAUGAACUCGACAACAACCGCCGCCGCCAACACCACCACCACUGUCGCCGUCAGCGACACCAAGAAAUAUGUGCCGCUUAUCGACCGUAUUAAUCGACACCAACAGACCUCCUCCCCCUCGUCCACAUCGAUGCCAUUUUUUUCGUUUGAAUUUUUCCCGCCAAAAACCAAAGAAGCGGCCAUCAAUCUCAUUGCUCGUAUGGAUCGUUUACGGCAAUCCGGGCCACUGUUCUGCGACAUUACUUGGCACGCGGCCGGCAAUCCGGGCGGCGAUUCCGAAACCAGUAGCAUAACUAUUGCCGGCUGUGCACUGAACUAUUGCGGUCUGGACACUAUGCUGCACAUUACGUGCAUUGGACUCAACCGUCGGGAUCUGCGCCAGCAUUUGGAUCGGGCCAAGUGUUUGGGCAUUCGUAACAUACUAGCCCUCAGAGGCGACCGAAUCGAUACCGCCGCCGACGACAACACAAACAACAACAACAACAACAACAACAAAGAGAUGGAUAGCAUUGGCAACGAUAGCAGUGGUGGCCAAGAGUUCAAGUUUGCCGCCGAUUUAGUUCGCUAUAUACGUCAAGAGUAUGGCCAGUAUUUUACGAUAGCCGUUGCCGGCUAUCCGAGCUGUCAUCCAGAGUCCCAGUCGACUGAUUUGGACAUUAAGUAUUUGAAGGCGAAAGUAGACGCCGGCGCUGACUUUAUUAUUACGCAAUUGUUUUUCAAAGCCGAAGUAUUCACGGAUUUUGUGGCCAAAUGUCGCCUCGAAGGUAUCGAUGUACCGAUAGUGGCCGGAAUUAUGCCCAUUCAAAGUUACGAUUCAUUGGAAAAAAUUGUUAAACUAUCGAAACUAGAUAUCCCACAGAAUAUCCUAACAGAUCUGAACCGAUUGCGUAACAAUGACGAAGCCGUCCGUAACUAUGGUAUCGAUUGGACAGUUAGUUUGUGUCGGCAAUUGAUUUCAACGAAUUCAACACCAGGUCUUCAUUUUUAUACAUUAAAUCGUGAAUUGGCGACAACAGCUAUACUGAAACGGUUGGGUUUAUGGUUGAAAUGUAUGGCCAAACCGUUGCCAUGGCUACCGCCGGCCAAUCAUCGCCGUUGCGGGGAAGAUGUUCGGCCGAUAUUCUGGUCGGUUCGACCGAAAAGCUAUGUCUAUCGGACGCAAUCGUGGGAUGAAUUCCCGAAUGGACGCUGGGGUCGAUCAGAUUCGCCGGCGUUUACGGAUCUCAAAGAUUACUAUUUGUUUUUGGACGCAAAGAAACCGAAUGAUGAACUCAGGGAUAUGUGGGGCCGGGAGUUGACCGGCGAAACUGAUGUCUGGCAUGUAUUCUGGUGUUAUGUUUCGGGUAAUCGGAAUAAUUAUGGUAAACGUGUUUCGAUGAUACCGUGGAAUACGGAGGAAGAACUGCGACCCGAAACCCGACUGAUUGUUACGGAAUUGUCGAAACUGAAUAAACGCGGCGUUUUGACCAUCAAUUCGCAGCCAAAUGUUAACGGUGUUCAGUCAACUGAUCCCAUACACGGUUGGGGCGAUAGUAAUGGUUAUGUCUAUCAAAAAGCAUAUCUGGAAUUUUUUACACCCAAAGACAAUAUCAGUGCUCUAAGAGAUGCCCUAAAAAGCUAUCCAUUAGUCAACUAUCAAAUAGUGGACACUUCGGGUACAAACAAUUACACAAACAUUGUAUCGAAUACACCGAUAGCCGUCACUUGGGGUGUAUUUCCCGGCAAUGAAAUAAUACAACCAACAGUUGUCGAUCCGAUAUCAUUCAAUGUAUGGAAAGACGAAGCGUUUAGUUUAUGGCAAACAAAAUGGUCGCAACUCUAUCCCGAAGAUAGCCAAUCAAGACAACUACUGGACUACAUCCACAACAACUAUCUGUUAGUUAAUUUAGUUGACAAUGAGUUUCCCAAACCGUGCUGUUUAUGGCAACUAUUGGACGAUAUGUUUGCCAUUAGAGACAACAAAAAAAUCUAA